UUUUUAAUAACGGAUCAAAGCGGCGAGUGAAAUGGAAGUGAAAAAUGCAAAUGCUGCCAUGCUUUGCAACUAUGAGGUGUUCAAACUCCUAACAGACCUCAAGGAGCAAAGGAGAGACGCCGGGAAGAGCAAACACAGUGUUGGGCAGCAGAACCUCAAUACUAUCAUGUAUGAGACUCUGAAGUACCUGUCGAAGACGCCGUGCAGCAGACAAAGUCCUGAGAUCGUCAAAGAGUUCCUCGGCACCAUGAUGCAUCACAAGCUCACAAAGGCAGAAAAACUACAACUGCUAAACCACCGACCGCAGACCGCAGUGGAAAUUCAGCUUGUCUUUCUUCCAGCUCCCUCCUUCCAUGACUGUAUUUUUGUUAUGUCCUUCCUUGGGUUCUUCUUUCUUUUUCUACUUUCAUCCCAUGUUCUUGACCUCAUUUUUUCUGCCCUUCCCCUAUUCCUUCAUUUUCUCAUGUUUCUUGACUGCAUUGCUUUCUUGUGAUCUCCUCCUUAUUCUUCCUGUUUCCUUCUAUCCAUCCUUCAUUUUCUUCAUUUUUUUACCUUUAUAUUUUAAAACCCUUUUACACAAUUUUGGGUCUACAAAUUGGUUUUCUGUAGAAAAUGAAAAUCCCUUAAAACUGUAAGGUGUCAUAAAAGGCAUGACUAAACGUGGCCCCCACUUUCUU
This is a messenger RNA of Poeciliopsis prolifica (blackstripe livebearer), 677 nucleotides long. RefSeq names its product calcitonin gene-related peptide-receptor component protein (gene crcp). The transcript has 6 exons. NCBI's taxonomy places the organism in Eukaryota, Metazoa, Chordata, Actinopteri, Cyprinodontiformes, Poeciliidae. The record is from RefSeq and is a predicted model, not a curated record. The coding region runs from base 32 to 493 and encodes 153 amino acids. Gene Ontology annotation, biological process: transcription initiation at RNA polymerase III promoter. Gene Ontology annotation, molecular function: nucleotide binding. Gene Ontology annotation, cellular component: RNA polymerase III complex.